AUGGUAACCAACGUCGCUGGGUCUGACAUCCGGUGUAACGUCGGUGGAACGCAAGGCGUCGGUGCCAAAUGCCCUGUCAAGGCCGGCGGCACAGUAACUAUUGAGAUGCACGCGCAACCCGGCGACCGAAACUGCAAGAACGAAGCGAUCGGCGGCUCCCACUACGGCCCCGUAAUCGUCUACCUCAGCAAAGUCGAUAACGCCGCCUCUGCCGACGGGUCCUCAGCCUGGUUCAAGAUAUUCGAAGACGGCUGGUCCGCCAAGUCCGGCGCGGGCUCCGGCGACGAUGACAACUGGGGCGUCAAAGACCUCAACGCCUGCUGCGGCAAGAUGGACGUGCCCAUCAGCAAGGACCUCGCCGACGGCGACUAUCUCCUACGAGCCGAGGUCAUUGCCUUACACACUGCCGGGUCUUCUGGCGGUGCACAAUUCUACAUGACAUGCUAUCAGAUCUCGAUCUCUGGAGGUACUGGCACGGCCAAACCUUCGACCGUCAGCUUUCCUGGAGCGUACAAGGCGAGUGAUCCCGGUAUUCUGGUGAAUAUUCACAGCAAGCUGUCUGGGCUCCGGUUGUGGCAGUGGAUGUGCCUCGACUUGCGAUGCUAG
Colletotrichum chrysophilum is the source of this 606-nucleotide messenger RNA. RefSeq lists its product as uncharacterized. NCBI's taxonomy places the organism in Eukaryota, Fungi, Ascomycota, Sordariomycetes, Glomerellales, Glomerellaceae. The transcript has 4 exons. Bases 1 to 606 code for a protein of 201 amino acids. The record is from RefSeq and is a predicted model, not a curated record.